Topomyia yanbarensis is the source of this 1317-nucleotide messenger RNA. RefSeq lists its product as uncharacterized. The record is from RefSeq and is a predicted model, not a curated record. Lineage: Eukaryota; Metazoa; Arthropoda; Insecta; Diptera; Culicidae. The transcript is spliced from 3 exons. Gene Ontology annotation, molecular function: nucleic acid binding. Gene Ontology annotation, biological process: DNA integration. Bases 1 to 1317 code for a protein of 438 amino acids.
AUGCGCACCCUUCGGUAUCCUCUUGAUGAGCUGCUCAAGGCGGAUGCAAAAUUUGAGUGGACGGAAAAAUGCCAGGCGGCAUUUAACAAAUUUAAAGAGGUGUUGAAAUCCGAUCUACUGUUGACUCACUACAACCCUGCGCUUGAUAUAGUUGUGUCGGCAGAUGCGUCGUCUGUUGGUGUCGGUGCAACAUUAUCACACAAGUUUCCGGACGGUACUCUCAAGGUGGUACAGCAUGCCUCCAGAGCACUCACAGCAGCAGAGAAAAACUAUAGUCAGUCCGAUCGUGAAGGACUUGCAAUAAUUUUCGCAGUGACUAAAUUUCACAAAAUGUUGUUUGGUCGUCGCUUUCAUCUUCAGACUGAUCACGAGCCGCUGCUGAGGAUUUUCGGUUCGAAGAAAGGAAUUCCUGUUUACACAUCGAACCGGUUACAACGUUGGGCUCUUACGCUAUUGCUUUAUGAGUUCACCAUCGAGUACGUCCCGACAACGAAAUUCGGCAAUGCUGACAUACUUUCCCGUCUGAUUAACCAGCACGUCAGACCUGAGGAAGAUUACGUGAUUGCUUCGGUCUCUUUGGAGAAUGACUUAAGAAUCGUACAACAGUCUACACAGUCCGAUCCUAUCACCAAAGCAGUUUAUCGAUACCUGAUUGACGGUUGGCCUGAGACCGUUACUGAUGCAGAGCUCAAGCGGUUUUAUGCACGACGUGAAUCACUUACCACGGUACAAGGCUGCAUACUAUUUGGCGAUCGACUUGUUAUUCCUUCGCCCCAUCGCAAGCGCAGUCUUCAGCAGCUUCAUCGUGGCCACCAUGGAAUCCAGCGAAUGAAGUGGCCUGAGAUUGUGCAGACUCGCAGCAUCACUACAGCCGUUACAAUCAAAAUCAUCAGAGAACUGUUCGCACGCUUGGGAAUGCCAGAGACACUAGUGAGCGACAACGGCUCACAGUUCACCAGUGCAGAAUUUCAAUCCUACUGUACGGAUAACGGUAUCGAGCAUCUCACAACUGCGCCGUUUCACCCACAAUCGAACGGUCAAGCUGAGCGGUUUGUGGAUACAUUCAAACGGUCAAUAAAGAAGAUUAAGGAGGGGAGAGCGACAAUGCGUGAAGCACUCAGUACAUUUUUGCUGACUUACCGGAGCACACCUUGUUUUUCUUCUCCGGAUGGAAAAUCACCAGCAGAAGUCAUGUUCGGUCGUCCGAUCCGUACCAGUUUGGAUCUACUCCGUCCUCCACCAGAUUCUGUGCAGUUUGAACAGCCUAGCGAGAGCCGACCCUUGAAGCGUGAGUUCAAAGCUAAAGAUCCGGUAUAA